Molecule: messenger RNA, 1243 nt
Organism: Larimichthys crocea (large yellow croaker)
Lineage: Eukaryota; Metazoa; Chordata; Actinopteri; Sciaenidae
Gene: and3
Product: actinodin3
Exons: 5
Coding region: 32-994 (320 amino acids)
Source: RefSeq, a predicted model, not a curated record
UUGUGUGGCAGAUUGGACAAGGACUGGAGAGAUGCAACAGCAGAUGUCGAGGAUGAUAUCCCAGGUGUCCCUGUUUAGGGCGUUAUGCUACCUGCUGCUGAUGUCAGGUUUGCUAGAAGCAACAUCUCUGGCAAAAGUAAAGAAUCCUGGAGGGAGUAAGGUUAGCAUCGACUCUGCUCAGGCACAUGAUUUCUUGACUAAUUCUCGACCCAAGAGGAACAUUGACCCAAAGUGGUACAGAGGCAGUCCUGAUUUUCAGUCCUACUACCGCUUCUACAACAGUAUUGGACACAUUGAAGGGCUCUAUGAGAUCGACAGGAUCAGGAUGUUGUAUCACCAGAUGCGUCACUUGGAGCUGACCUAUGGCCCAGAUGCCUCCAGUUACCAAAGUGUCAUGGGUGUACAGACUACCACUGCAGCACCAACUACUACCACUCAGCCUCCUCCACCUCCCACCACCCCUGCUCCUACACCAGAUCCUCUGGAGAAUGCUCAGAGGAUCUAUCUGUGUCACCCCAAAGAUCCACUGUGCAAACCUCAGAUUGUCUACCUGCCAACGGGUGCUGUUCCAGUGCUGUGUGACCCACGAGGCAACCCAGCCUGCAGGCCCAAAACAGAGGAGGAGAUAAAAGCUGCAGCUCCUCCCCAACCACCCCCAGCUCCUAAAGCUCCUCGAGCUCCUCCUGCUCCCAAAAAGGCUGCUCCACCUCCUCCCCCUCCUGCUCACACUCCUAAAGGUAUGGAGUAUGACUGUGACCCAUACUGGGACCCUGACUGCCUCAUUGAUCACCCUCCGCGCCCUAUCCAGGAAACAACCGCACCAGAGGCACCUGCUGAAGAGAAAGUGGUGAAAGAGGAAGUACCGAAAGUCAAGGAAAGUGUCCCUGCAGCACCAGCCACCGAGAAACCCCCCAACCCUUACUUUGACCCUUACAAUUCCAAGGGUGACCUUUAUGAUCCCUUUCGUUAUGCCAAUACAGCUCCAGAAGAGUAAAAACGAAGCACGUCAGACGUGAUAGUCUCCUGUGCAGCAUGAGACUACAAGUUAAACCACAAGAACAAACCAAGGCAGGACUGUGAGGGAAGAGAGAGGAAAAAUCAAAUCAUGCAAAUCAUCAAAUGUUUUACAUGAUAGACAUUCAAAACUAUUCUCCUUUGCUCAAAUUUUUUCCAUAAGACGAACGACACUAUGACUUUUCUCUUUGUUUGUAUGGUCAUAACCAAUGCACAAUAAAGUUUUAUG